Alligator mississippiensis (American alligator) is the source of this 5796-nucleotide messenger RNA. It is a transcript of the gene CAMTA2, whose product is annotated as calmodulin binding transcription activator 2. Lineage: Eukaryota; Metazoa; Chordata; Crocodylia; Alligatoridae. Gene Ontology annotation, biological process: regulation of transcription by RNA polymerase II. The transcript has 27 exons. Gene Ontology annotation, cellular component: nucleus. The coding region runs from base 206 to 3772 and encodes 1188 amino acids. The record is from RefSeq and is a predicted model, not a curated record. Gene Ontology annotation, molecular function: protein binding; transcription coregulator activity; double-stranded DNA binding.
CGCGCUGAGCUCAGACGCACCGGGGCUGUCACCGAGCGGCCCCGGCGGAGCGGCAGCCGGAGCAUGGCGGCCGGUGGCGGUGGUGGCGGCGGCGGCGGCGGCCCUCGUAGCCCGGCCCCUGCAGGUCUGAUCCCGUCCCCCAUGCACUGUGGUCUGAGCCCCUUGGGCCUCCAGCUGUAACAAAGCCAGACGCCCAGCCCUAACGAUGAGUAACAAGGAAACCACGGAGGUCUCGGAGAAGAACCACCAUGUGAAGGUUUUCUUGCCCAAAAAGCUGGUGGAGUGUCUGCCCAAGUGCCCGGCCCUGCCCAAAGAGCGACUGCGCUGGAACACCAAUGAGGAAAUUGCCUCUUAUCUCAUCACCUUCGAGAAGCACGAGGAAUGGCUGUCAGGUUCCCCCAAAACCAGGCCGCAGAAUGGGUCGCUGAUCCUGUACAACCGGAAGAAGGUGAAGUACCGCAAAGAUGGCUACUGCUGGAAGAAGCGCCGUGAUGGCAAGACCACGCGCGAGGACCACAUGAAGCUCAAGGUCAAGGGCAUGGAGUGCCUGUAUGGCUGCUACGUCCACUCCUCCAUCGUCCCCACAUUCCACCGCCGCUGCUACUGGCUGCUCCAGAACCCGGACAUCGUGCUGGUGCACUACCUGAACGUGCCAGCGCUGGAGGACUGUGCUAAACUGUGCGGGCCCAUCCUCUGCUCCAUCAACAGCGACCGCAAGGAGUGGCUCAAGUGGUCCAAGGAUGAGCUUGUCAGCCAGCUCAAGCCCAUGUUUCACGGGAUCAAGUGGACGUGCAGCAGCGCUAAUGGGACCACGGAGUUCUCCAUCGAGCAGCUGGUGCAGCAGGUCCUGGAGAGCCACCAGGCCAAGCCACCACCUCGCACCCAUGCCUGCCUCUGUAGCGCUGGCCUGGGCAGCCCCGGGCACGUGCCCCACAAGUGCGGCAGCACCAAGCACCGCAUCAUCUCCCCGAAGCUGGACCCGCGCCCAGGGCCCUACCCAGCCCUGACCGAGGUGCAGAACAUCACGGAGCCUGAGCCCCCCCGGCGCGACCCCAAGCCCCCCCGCCUGCCCCCCGCCGAUCCCCCACCUGAGCUGCCCACGCCCCUGCCCCUGCCGCCCGCCGGCUUGCCUGUGCUGGUCAUGGCCAGCCUGGAGAAGCCCCCACCACCUGCACCUGCCCCGGCUCCGGCCCCGCUGGCCUUGACCCCCAGCCAACACCUGGUGGCAGGGGGUGGCGAGGCACGGGGGUUGCUCCCCGGCACCGAUGCAGCAAUGGAGACGGGUGAGCCAGCACCCACCUUUGACCCCGACUGCUUUCUCAACUGCCCAGCACGGGGGCAGACCUACGGCUGCCAGCCUCCACUCGAGCCGCCCGUGGGAGGCAACCGCUUUUUCAUCCAGGAUGACAGGCAGCCGCCAGGAGAGGGGGGGCUCCCACCUGUGCCUCCUGGGCCAGACAAGCCCCCUGGUGGGCUGCAGGAGGAGCUGUACACGCUCAUGCGCCCGGGCACUGCCCCCCCCUUCGGCCUGGCCUUUGACAGCCUCAUCUCUGAGCUGCUGACGGAUGAAGGGGCCCCCCCCGGCGAGCCACCCCCACCCACUGGGCCCUGCACCCCUGAGCCUGGAGACGCCUCCCAGCCCAACACACUGGUCACCAUCACUGACUUCUCUCCGGAGUGGUCAUACCCUGAGGGUGGGGUGAAGGUGCUGAUCACGGGGCCCUGGACCGAGGGCGGCGAUGCCUACAGCUGCCUUUUCGACCAGGUGGCUGUGCCGGCUGCACUCAUCCAGCCCGGGGUCCUGCGCUGCUACUGCCCUGCCCAUGAGGCCGGGCUGGUGGCCCUGCAGGUGGCCCGUGACUCCCGGCCUGUGUCCACGUCGGUCCUGUUUGAGUACCGUGCCCGCAACUUCCUGGCGCUUCCCAGCACCCAGGUGGACUGGCUGUCCCUGGAUGACAACCAGUUCCGCAUGUCCAUCCUUGAGCGCCUGGAGCAGAUGGAGAAGCGCAUGGCGGAGAUGACAGCUGCGCAGCCCCCGGCCCCUUGUGGGCCCCCCACCGAUGCCACCCUGGGCCAGGCGCCGGCGGACUCCUUUGAGGCACGCAUCGUGGCUUUGUGUGAGCAGAUGAUGGCCGGGUCAUGCUGGCUGCGCUCUGAGACCCUGGUCCAUAACAUGAGCUUCCGAGGCAUGACCCUGCUUCACCUGGCAGCUGCGCAGGGCUAUGCCCGCCUCAUCCAGACCCUCAUCCGCUGGCGGAACCUCAGCGCUGAGAGCCUGGACCUGGAGCAGGAAGUGGAUCCGCUCAACGUUGACCACUUCUCCUGCACCCCCCUGAUGUGGGCCUGUGCGCUGGGGCACCUGGAUGCAGCACUGCUGCUUUACCGUUGGAACCAGCGGGCGCUGGCCAUCCCUGACUCACUGGGCCGCCUGCCGCUGGCCGUGGCACGCUCCCGGGGCCACGUGGCCCUGGCCACGCGCCUGGAGGACCUGCAGCGUGCCGAGGCCGAGACCCCUGGCCCCCUCAACGCUGGCGCUGGCAAGGCCUGGCCCCCACUGCGCAUUGCGUCGCCACUCUCCGCCAGCCCUGACACUGGGCUGAGUGGGGGCAGCAGUGCAUCGUCGCCCUCAGAGCGCUCAGAGGCGUCACUGUCACUCACCUCGGCUUACUCCAGUGGCUCUGGCGCCCGUGACUCGCCGCCUGCCAGCCCUGAGGCUGAGGUCGGGGCUGGGGGGGGGCCAAUGGACGUGUGCCCGCCCCCUGGGGGCACCUGGUACCUGCCUGAACCCCCCAGUCCACCUGGCACCCCUGCACCUCCCUUCUUCAUGGACUACGAGGUGGAGAGCGGUGCUGUGGCUGCCCCUGGCCUGCUCGGCUACAGCGAGGAUGCUGAGAACGAGGACUUCCUGCCACCCACCGAUGUCCUCCAGGUGGACAUGGUGACGCUGGCACGGCAGAUCAUCGAGGCGACGCCCGAGCACAUCAAGCAGGAGGAGUUUGGGAUGGUCGAGGGGCCACGGCGGGAUCGGGGGGCCGCGGGCGGCCUGGGUGGCGCCAUGGCUUGGCUGACCUCCUACCUGGACAGCAUGGACCAGCUGCCUGGCCUCAUCCCCCACCGCAGGCGUGAGGCGGGGUCCCCAUCACAGCGGGGCUGCCUGAGCCCCCUGCAACCGGGCGAACCAGGUCCUGAGCGUCGGGCGGCACCACCCACAGCAGCCGGCUGGGCCGAGUUCCUCAAUGCCUCAGCCAAUGGGCGCAUGGAGAGUGCCUUUGCCGGCCUCACCCUGUCUGACCCUGAGCAGCGCGAGCUCUAUGAGGCUGCCCGUGUCAUCCAGACCGCCUUCCGGCGCUACAAGGGCCGGCGCCUCAAGGAGCAGCAGGAGAUGGCAGCUGCCGUGAUCCAGCGCUGCUACCGCAAGUACAAGCAGCUGACAUGGAUCGCACUCAAGUACGCGCUGUACAAGAAGAUGACGCAGGCAGCCAUACUCAUCCAGAGCAAGUUCCGCAGCUACUGGGAGCAGAAGAAGUUCCAGCAGAGCCGGCGUGCAGCUGUGCUCAUUCAGCAGUGCUACCGUAGCUACCGCGCUGACGCGCCCACCCGGUCCCCACGUCCGCCCGUGCCCCACCGUCUCCGGGGCCCGUUCCUGACGAAGAAGCAGGAUCAGGCCGCCCGCAAGAUUAUGCGGUUCCUGCGGCGCUGCCGACACAGGAUGAAGGAGCUCAAACAGAGCCAGGAGCUGGAGGGAGCUCAGAAGCGGGGUCUGGCCACCUAGACCCCCCCGCGCCCCUCCCCGGGCUGCAGGCCUGUGGCAGGAACCCAGGCAGCCGGGGGCCCAGGCAUCUGGGGUCAGGACCCCCACAUUCAAUGAUGGAGUCUUAACAUGGGGGGGGCAGCCGAGAAGGGGGGGGAAACAAAUCCUGCCCAGGGUGAGGUGGGGGGAGAUUCACGCCUUAUCUUUUGUGCCAAGUUACCCCAGUCCUGCCCCCCCAACCCAGCAGGCCUGGAUGCCUACACCUGGGUUCUCUGGGUGGGGGUCCCCCCUGAGGUUGGGAGGGUCCUCCCCACACACCGGUCUUAAAAGAGGCAGUCACCCUCCCCCCUUAAAGGGAUGCUGCCCCCCCCCCACGGGCCUGUUUAAAGGGCCACCCCCAACCUGCACUUUGGGAGGAGGCUAUUGGCCGUGCCCCUCCCUCCCCACCAGGCCUUUGUAUAUAUUGGGGGAGGGCAUGAAGGAGACAGAGAGCCCCCCGCCCCGUGUACAUAGGUGUAAUAUAGGCCCGGGUAUUUAAUGAGCAUCUUCAUGCGCCUGUCAGGCAGCGGCGGGGGGGGGGGAGAUGCAUGCCGCACAGCCCCCUCCGCCGACCCCCCCAUCCGUCUACCCCCCCCCCCCCGCAUGGGUUUGUUUGUACAAAUUUCCAUUAAAAAAACAAGGAGGGAAAAAACUUGUGUCCCGGACACCUGGGUUCUCUGCGUGUUGGGGAGGGCGUGGGGGAGCUGCCGGGUUCAGGGCCCGGCUGGGUAAGAGCCACGUGGCAGCGCCUGGGCGGCGCCAUCUUGCCCACAUACACUUCCGAUCAGCGACUUGCGGCGUCGGGGGCCGGAAGCACGGGACCCCGCCAGAAGUUGCUGUACAGCUGAGCCCCAGAACUCCCCAGCACACCCAAGAUAGAGCCAGUUGGUGCAUGAGCCAACAUCUGCCACCAGCUGGAUGCCCCCCCUUGAAGCUGCCAGCUGAGAUGUGUGUGUCCGAGGGGGGCAAACUCUGCAUCCCUCAGAAUGGGGACCAGUGCCCCAGCAUUGGGCCCCCCCUACAAACAGGGUGCUGCAGGUUGGAACUCCUGCCCCCCAAGCCCUGCUGGUCUCCCUCACUCCCGACCUGUAACCCCUGCUCCCCCAGCGCCCCAACCUCUGUCAUGGGCAGGCCUCUCACACUCCUAUGGCUGGCACGGCUUUCUCUUCCUGGUCCUGGGGGCCAAGGCGGUGCUGGUGGGAGCUGCUGUGGCAGGGAGUCUGCAUGUGUUGAGGAGCUGCUGCGAGAACAGGGCCCGGGAGCAGCUAGGAGCUGAACUGUGUGUGGACAAAGCUGCUGAUCUUUCCCCACCCUGCAGGCACCAGCUGCUUGCUCUGCCCCCUGGGCUGGCUGCAGCAGGGACCCUGGUGCUACUCCGUGUCUGAUGCCUUCAGCAGCUGGGAGGGCAGCAGGGCCAACUGCACCACCCGCCUGCUGGUGCCAGAGGGCUGGGAAAAGCAGGGGGGCUGGGCCGUGCGGCUUGCCUGGCCCCCUAGGGCUUCCUGGUCAGGCACAAACGUCAUGAAGCCUACUACCGGAUCGGACUCCGCAUCCAGGGCCCAGCCGGAAACGAGCUGGGUGGGCGACCCCGGCACCCGGGGCAUCAGGUACAGGCACAGAGAUGGGUUGCGGCGAACUGAAGCCAUGGGAGCAGUGCAUUGUCGGGGGGCAGCAGGCCCCCAGCACCCUCCUCCCCCCAGAGCAGACCUGCUCUUUCUGUCCCCCCAGGCUGAGGAUGACCCCGGGGCCACCGCAGGAGCAGUGCGGGGCCUUCAGGGACAAGCAGAGCAUCUACCCCGACCUCAGCCAGGCAGCAUCGCUGGAUCUGCCAGCGCCGAGCCUUGGCCCUGGCCUGACCUCCUCCCCCCCCGCGAGCCAGCCGCAUCUUGGCUGUAUGAAGCUGUGGGCCCUGGGGAGGCUGUGUUGGCCCUGACGAGUGAGCCGGUUGCCCUGCGGCAGGGACAGCUGUGCCAGGAAAGAGGUGGAAUAAAUGCCCGGAGCCCCUC